CAAAUAUUAGUACAUCUCAUUUAUUACAAAGAAGUUCAAAUCAGAGAGGAAAGUGGAAAACAGAAUCUCUUGCAAAAAGCUCAACUGAGGAAAUGUACAACUCUAUGAUAUCUAAUUAUGAGAAUCGCUUUCAAAUGGCCUUUAAAGAAAUUGAAGAGUAUAGGCUAAGUUUGCAUUUCAUUGAGCAGCAAUUGGAAGCAGUUCUUUCUUCUGUUGGAGAUAAAUUAUAUCAAAAUGCUUUACCUUGCUUAACUGCUAUUUUGAAUGGAAAUAAUUUUAAGGAGGAGUUAGUACAGAAAUUCAGUGCCAUGUUUACACAAGUGCAGCAGAUAAUUGCAAGCAAAGUUAGUGAUAACAAGAAUUUAUCUGAGGAAGUGGAAACUUUAAAAUUUGAGAUACUGAACCUGAAAAGCAAUGAAAACACAAAUAUUUGCCAGAAGGAAAACCAUCCACCUGACGAAUCAUCUUUAUCAAAUGAUGGAAGAAUCUGUAAAAGUAAGGAAGACAAAACUGUGAGUGAACAAAAAGAAGAACUUGCUUCAACUCUUGCUCAAAUUAAAGAGGAGAAAUCAAAGCUUGAAGCUCAAAAGUUAGUCUUGAUUAAAAGUUUUAUGAAGCAAAGUUCAUCGAAUAGCCCAAAAUGCUCAAACUCAGUGCCUUCUUUUUGUGUUUUAACAACAAAAAAUGGAGUUACAUCUGUCCCAGCUAUACAUCAGCUAAAGGAAUGUCUAAGUUACCCAGAUAGUAUGGCAAAAUCAUUAUCCCCACUUUGGAAAGCAGAUCUUUCAACAUCAUUACAAAGUUCGCCUUCUACUUCAGUAUUUGAAGAUAGUCCCUCAUCAUCUUUUCCAGUAUUUACUUCUCCACCGAUACUAAAUGAUGAUCUUCCUAACUGGGCUCGGACUGUGAGGAAUACUUCAAUCUGUGAAGAGGAUUCAGUUAAUUUAGAAGGUUUUGCAGCUGAAGGGGAUGUUAUAAAAACAGACAAUAUAUCUGCUAUUCAGUCCUUUGAAGAGGAUAACUUGGCAAAACUGAAAGCUGCUGCUGAGGACAUUGAAAGUCGUAGAAUUAACUUUUUUGCAAAGGGAAAAUGAUCUCCAUGUUUUGUUUGGUUAUAUUUAAUUUAUCUUUGGUGUACUUACAUUUGUAAACUGAAUACAAUGAUCAUACAUUUUAACUAUUUACAAAAAUUUUGCUUUCUUGUAUUGUUGAUAUCAUUCAUCUCUACUUAGUAAUCUCAUAUACCAAAAUAUUUUUUCAUGUGCAUUUAUGUAAAUAGGUCUGAAAAAUUGAAUAUGUACAAGCUAAAUAGUUGAAAUGACUCCUUUGCCAGUAUCAGCAUUCACUAGUGCAAUAUGUAGGCCUAAAUUAGAUGUGUAAAUUAUAUUUUGAGGAUUUUUUAGUAUAACUAUUCAAAUGAUUUACGAAACUUCAAGUUCAUUUGCGUAAAUAAUAUUGUUUGAUAUAUUUUUAUACAUAUCCAAGUGCCUUUUUUAUGAAACACAUUUCUAGCAGUCUUUAAUAGUUUUUUUUUUUAUAUUUAAAAACAUGAAUAAUUCCGAUGAAAAACUUAAUUAAUUAUAGUAAAUGCAUUUAUGUAAAUUGGUCUGAAAAAUUGAAUACAUACAAGCUAAAUAGUUGAAACUGUUGCUUUGCUAGUAUUAGUAUUCAUUAGUGCAAUGUGUAGGCCUAAAUUAGAUGUAUUAUAUUUAGAGUACUUUUAAAUUUAACUAUGCAAAUGAUUUAUGAAAUUCUAAAUAUAUUUGCAUAUUUAAUAGCAUUUUAAAAUUUUUAUACAAAUGCUAAGUGCCUUUUUUAUGAAACAUUCUAGUAGUCUUUCAUAGUUUAUCUUUUUAUUUAAAAAACAGAAUUAAUUCUGGUCAAAGAUGUGCAUUUUAAUGUAUUAUGUCUGGUAUAAGUAGUAGAAAAGUUAUUGUAUCUCAAAAUAUUUUCUAGUUCAGCCUAAUGAUGACAAGUGCUUUGUGCAUUUAUUUUAUGAAUAUCUGUCAAUUUAUUGAAUUCAAUGAAAUAUAUUUCCCUUACGCAUUGUUAAAGUUAACUAUAUUUAUUACAGAGCAUCUAUUAUUUUUCUUCAAACUUAUAGGCUAAAAGUGCUUUCAGAUCUAUCACUAAAAUUGCUUCUCAUUAUUUUUGUGUUAGAAUAAUUUAUUAAAAAUUUAAAAAGUGAUAUGUUUGUAAAUAUUGAGUUGAAUUUCAAAUAAUAGUCCAUUGUGUCUAUAUUUUAUCUAUUAUCUUUAAAAAGAUUUCUAGAAGAAAAUCUUUAGACACAUUUAUUUGUCAGUUUUACUUCUGAAUUUUUCUAACUUUAGACACCAUACAUGAUGAGAACAUCAUUUUGUAUUUCUAUUGUUUUAGUUUUAUUUAAAUAUUGCAUAUUAAAUUCAUUAUCUACAUUUAAAAGUCCAAUUUUUCAAAAUAUGCCAUUUUACUUUUCUGGGUAAAGCUCCAAUUUUUACAAAAUAGACAGAAAUAGUUUAAAAUUUGUUUUAGAUUUGUAGUAAAAAAGUCAGUUAGUAAUAGAAACUUUUGUAAACAUUUACAAAACAAAAACUUUUAAUAUAUAUAUGUGAGUUUUUUUUAAAUAAAAUGUAAUCACUGGCUAUAUAUAAGUAUGAGUAAAUGAAGCACAUAUUACUGAUAAAGAUGCUAAUUUUUAUAUAAAUCAUAUACAAGCUCCUUUUCUUAUUUGACAGAUAGAUUUUGCAAAUUUUUGUAGUUUUAAUUAAGAAUGUAACUGCAAAAUCAAAAAGCUUAAUCGGAAUACCUAUUGUCGAAAAUCUUGAAUGAUAUUUUUUUGUAAUAGUAUAAAACUAUUGCUCAACAGCAUUUUAAAUUUAAUAUUUCAAGCUUCAAAUAUCAUUACUAAUGUUCUUAUAUUUAAUUAAUAAUAAGAGAUAUAUAUUCCACUUUUGUAAUUUUUUUAGUUGGUUUAAAAAUAUUUAAGCACUUGUUAAAUGUGCUUUAUUUUAUAACAAAUAAUUUAUUUUUGCACGCACCGUGAUCAGUUAAUUAGCUUUCUUUCUAAUUUUUGCUUAAAAUAUUUAUUUCAAAAUUUCUUUUUUAAUAAAAUAUAAAAUUUCUCACUGUAAUUCGUUUUAAAAUAUUUUAUGAAUCAGAAAUCCAAUUGAAAUUGAGGCAAACAUUAUGUUAAGUAUACUUUACUACUUUAAGUAUACUUUAAUUACUUUAAAUUAAUUGUAAAUUAAUCUUUACUCUACAGAAUUGCUUAUGUCUUAUUUAAGUAUAUUUUCUUAUCAUUAUUGCUUACCGUAGUUUUUUGAUGAUUUGAAUAUGGUUUUUGGUGUUUGGUUUGUAAUGUUUAUGCUUUUGACGGUAAAUGAUUUUUGAUGUUUGUUUUGUCAAAAAGUUAUUCUUAAAAAAUAUAUGUAUAUAAUCUGUCAAUUUGCUCGUUGCCUUUGAUAUUAUAUUCAGUUAUACUUAAUGAAUUUACUUCCCUCAUUUUUGAUUCUGAUUUAUCGAAUUUUGACAGUCAGUUUUAUUAUUUUCGUAUAAUAUUGAAUAGCUUCAAAAUUGCUGGGAUCUUCAAUUGUAAUCUCAUUAGAUAAGUAGACGUUGUUCAUCUUUAUUUAAUUCUGAAACUGUACUACAUUUUCUAAUUUUAUUAAAUUGAGUUUUGAUA
Messenger RNA from Parasteatoda tepidariorum (common house spider), 3661 nucleotides. NCBI's taxonomy places the organism in Eukaryota, Metazoa, Arthropoda, Arachnida, Araneae, Theridiidae. The record is from RefSeq and is a predicted model, not a curated record.